CACCACAUCCCUCUUAUUACAUUAUAAUGCAAUAACUUUCCUUUAAGGUGUUGUCUUCCUCUGGUGCCCUUCCAGGUAUUAUGACGCUGUAGAUGCCAAAAAGGACCGAACUAGCAAACACUCCCAGACCUUUGGGGCCAAACAGCCAAUGCACGCCGGAGCCGGGCCGGGCCAGGACAAGAACAUCUGGCUCUCCCUCAUUGACAUGCUCCGCAAGAAGGACCAUCUGCCGGUGGUGGCCUUCACGUUCUCUCGCAAUCGCUGUGACGAAAACGCCUCCAUGCUGACCACCGUCGACCUGACCACCACGACGGAGAAAAGCGAGAUCCAUGUCUUCUUCCAGAAGUGCAUCUCCCGACUGAAGGGAACCGAUCGGCAGCUGCCUCAGGUUCUUCACAUGGUCGACCUUUUAAAACGUGGAAUUGGAGUGCACCACAGUGGCAUCCUGCCCAUCCUCAAGGAGGUAGUGGAGAUGCUUUUCAGCAAAGGCCUUGUCAAG
Molecule: messenger RNA, 499 nt
Organism: Notechis scutatus (mainland tiger snake)
Lineage: Eukaryota; Metazoa; Chordata; Lepidosauria; Squamata; Elapidae
Source: RefSeq, a predicted model, not a curated record